Messenger RNA from Drosophila busckii, 1833 nucleotides. RefSeq names its product asparagine synthetase [glutamine-hydrolyzing] 1 (gene AsnS). Gene Ontology annotation, cellular component: cytosol. The record is from RefSeq and is a predicted model, not a curated record. Lineage: Eukaryota; Metazoa; Arthropoda; Insecta; Diptera; Drosophilidae. The transcript has a single exon. The coding region runs from base 60 to 1736 and encodes 558 amino acids. Gene Ontology annotation, molecular function: asparagine synthase (glutamine-hydrolyzing) activity.
UUUCGAGCGUAACGCUUACAGUUAAUUAGAGCAGCGCGAAAAUACAUAAGUAUUAAAAUAUGUGCGGCAUAUUUGCAAUCUUCUCCAGUGAUGGACAGCCUAUAGAGGCGCAGGAUUUUGAGGGCAGCAAGCAUAGUCUGCGAGAGCUGGCCUAUCGUCAGAGCGGCAAGCAACGACAUCGUGGACCGGACUCAACAGGAGUAGUGGUCUUACCUGAACAAGGCGUCGCCAUGGUGCAUGAACGUUUGCGCAUUGUGGGCGUCGAGAUGGGCGAUCAGCCAUUUGUCUCCAACGAUGGCAACCUGGUGCUGGUGGCCAACGGCGAGAUCUACAACUAUUUGGAGCUGUCGGCGCAAAUAGCCAAGCGACGCAGCGGCUACAAGCCCAAAAGCGAUUGCCAUGUUAUACUCGAGCUGUAUCAGGAUUAUGGCGCGGAGCUGCUGCAGCACAUCACUGGCAUGUAUGCCUUUGCCUUGUAUGAUAAGCGCAGCAAGCAGCUGUUGCUGGCACGCGAUCCCUUUGGCAUUAUACCCAUGUAUGUGGGCGAGGAUGCGGCGGGCAAUCUCUGGGUAGCCUCCGAACUCAAGUGCUUGGCAGCGUGUUGCGCCAAAGUGGAGAUAUUUACACCUGGCGAGGCGCGCUUUGGACGCGUGGGUGAGAUGCGACGCUGGCGUCACUUUGAGCAGCCUUGGAUCAAGCAAAUGCCCAGUUUGCCCUGCGAUUUGAGCUUUCUACGCGCCAACUUGGAGUCCGCAGUGCGCACGCAUCUUCAGUGUGAUGUGCAUUUUGGCGCCUUGCUCUCGGGUGGCGUGGAUUCCAGUUUGAUAGCUUCCAUAGCCACUAAGAUUAUGCGUGAGCGUGAUCCCAGCUUUAAGCUAAAAACCUUCUCCGUCGGUCUGCGCAAUGCGCCAGACUUUGAAGCUGCACGCCAGGUGGCCAAGUACAUAGACAGCGAUCACACGGAGCUUGUCUUUGAAAUUGAUGAAGCACUCGACGGCAUUAGAGACAUUGUUUACCAUCUGGAGACAUACGAUGUCACCACAGUUCGCUGUAGCUUGCCCAUGUUGCUGUUGACGCGUUAUAUCAAAAGCACGGGCAUUAAGAUGAUACUCAGCGGCGAGGGCGCAGAUGAAAUCUUUGGCGGCUACUUGUAUUUCCACAAGGCGCCCAGCUACGAGCAGUUCCAUGAGGAGCUGGUGAUGCGCGUACAGCAGCUGCAUCUGUCCGAUUGUCUGCGUGCCAACAAGGUAGCCAUGGCUAAGGGCGUCGAACUGCGUGUGCCCUUCCUGGACACAGAAUUUGUCAACUACGUAAUGAGCAUUAGACCGCAGGAUAAAAUACCUGGUCCACUCAACGCCUACAAGAAUGAGCAGCAGUCGCGUCUGGAGAAGUUUGUGCUGCGUGCCGCAUUUGCGGAGAACUAUCUGCCAGACUCCGUUUUGUGGCGCCAAAAGGAGCAGUUCUCCGAUGGCGUCGGCUAUGACUGGAUUGACAACAUACGUCGCGUUGCCAGCGGUCAUGUCAGCACAGAGGAAUUUGAGCAGGCAGCGCAGCGUUUCCCUUUCAACACGCCCACGACCAAAGAGGCGUUUUACUAUCGCUGCAUCUUCGAGCAACAGUUCCCGGGUGAAUCUGCUGCGCGUACUGUUUCUAGAUGGGUGCCACGCCUUGAUUGGGGCUGUCCGGAGGAUCCGUCGGGACGCGCGCAGGCGGUGCAUCAAAUAAAUAAAGAUUAGUUUAAAUAGGCUACAAUUGUAGCAAGUAAAUAAAGCUUUUGUUAACUAAGCAAUCAUUCUGCUAACACGGAAGUUUAAUUAAAAUAAAUUUUAGACG